This is a messenger RNA of Clarias gariepinus (North African catfish), 3125 nucleotides long. It is a transcript of the gene ddah1, whose product is annotated as dimethylarginine dimethylaminohydrolase 1. Gene Ontology annotation, biological process: positive regulation of nitric oxide biosynthetic process; arginine metabolic process. The record is from RefSeq and is a predicted model, not a curated record. The coding region runs from base 853 to 1686 and encodes 277 amino acids. Lineage: Eukaryota; Metazoa; Chordata; Actinopteri; Siluriformes; Clariidae. The transcript has 7 exons. Gene Ontology annotation, molecular function: amino acid binding; dimethylargininase activity.
UUUUCUGCUUUUUCUUCUCCAUCUCCAAGCACUUCCAGAUGUGGCCUCCACACGUAACAGCAUGGCCAUAUUUGGUAUGGCAGCAGCCCUGCAUUAUUAACAUAUUUUCUGCCUCACUUUAGUCAGCCACAAAGCAUUCCUGACAGCUCCGAGGGCUCCUAAAUGUGUUCUCCAUGGAGGAAAUUCCUUCGAGUUUCCAUGCAAUCUGUCCACCAGGUUUUCCGAACAAAAAAAAAAAACAAAGCAAAAAAAAAAGUGCAACUGUUACCCAGAUUUCCAUAUAAGCUGUUGGGUUCAAGUGAAAAAGAGAGAGAGGGGGAAAAAAAGAAAAGAAAAAAGCACUCAGCUUUUUCAACGAGGUUAAAAAUAAGCACCGAAUUUCAGAGAUUGCUGGCCAGAGCGACAUGAAUGAACACAGAUGAAUAAAGGAGUGUAGGCUGCACGCUGUAACGGGAUGUUCUUGCAGUUAGUGUGCUUUCUUGCUUUCAGUCUUGGUUGUUUAUCUGCAGCAGGAGGUGUGACAUGGUGAGCAUCACGUGGUGUCCUAAACACCAUCACGUCACUGGUUUACCCUGACUGGUUCAUUUCUUCCAGUACUCUAAUGGUUGAUGUUGUUUCUCACGUGAACCGGUUUGAGGAGCAUCGGAUCCGUGCGCGUCCACGUGAGCGUUUGUUGGCGCGCGUCACUAGGAGGCUGUGACACGCCCACCGAGUUGUGUCAGCGCGCGACAGGGAACAACACCAAUCAUAAUAAUAAUAAACAGCCGUCCGGCCGGUGCGUUCAACAGCAGCAAACAGCAAACAAACUAACAAACAAGCAGCAGCAGCAGCAGCACAUCUGUGACGCCGAGGAUGAUGUUCGGGAGCUUCACGCACGCCGUGGUGCGCGCGAUUCCGGCGUCGUUCGCCGCGGGAGCGCUGCGGACCCGCGCGGGGCAGGUGGACCUGGUGCGCGCGCAGCAGGAGCACGAUCACUACGUCCGCGUGCUGCGAGACCGGCUCGGGCUGGAGGUGCUCGAGCUUCCCGCCGACGAGGCUCUCCCGGACUGCGUGUUCGUGGAGGACGCGGCGGUGGUGUGCGGGGACACCGCCCUGAUCACCCGGCCCGGAGCCCAGACCCGCCGCGGAGAGACCGUGGCCAUGAAGAACAUCUUGAAGAAGCUUGGCCUGAACAUCAUGGAGAUGAUGGAUGAAUCGGCUACGCUGGAUGGAGGAGAUGUUCUUUUCACAGGUCAAGAGUUCUUUGUGGGAUUGUCAAAAAGAACCAAUCAAAGAGGGGCACAGAUCCUUGCAGAUACCUUUAAGGACUACGCAGUGUCUACUGUUCCAGUGACCGAAGGCCUGCACCUGAAGAGUUUCUGCAGUAUGGCAGGUCCAGGACUUAUUGCCAUUGGUUCCAGUGAACCAGCCCAGAAAGCCUUAAAGUCAAUGCAGCAGAUGAGUGACCAUAAAUAUGAUAAGCUCACACUUCAUGACGAUGCUGCUGCUAACUGCGUGUACAUGAACCUGCCUGGUAAAGGCCAUGUGCUGAUGCACUGCACACCGGAGGAGUUCCCAGAGAGUGCCAAGGUGUUCGAGAAGCUGAAGGAGCACAUGCUCAUCCCCGUUUCCAACCUGGAGAAGGGGAAGGUGGAUGGAGCGCUCACAUGCUGCUCGGUUCUAAUCAAUAAGCCAGCCAUGGUCUAAGGGGCCGUACCGAGUGCACACUAAAACCCCGCACUGUUGCUUUGUGAGGAGAGAUGUGUGUGGACUGCUUUGCUGUGUUUUGGGAUGAUUAAUGAAGGAACGGAGGCUAAAACAGGAAGAAAUUCACUCGAACGAAUUCUUUAAAUUUUCAUUUGGCUCACAACAAUCAGAUGCAUUAGUGCCAAUCCAACAGCAUUUAGGUUCUGAACCUCUAUUGGCCCGAAAGCCUUGCGCAUUAGGGUUGGGCGGUAAUCCCAUUUUUAAUAACUUUAAACUUCUUAACCUGAUCUUAGGGAAAGUGAGUGUUUGAAUGCAGUCUGAGCGUUUUUUACUCCGUAACUCUUACCCCAGACCUCCGACUGAACAGAUUACACUGAAUUCAAGAUGGAGGUUGAACACUAAAUCACUAUCACACACAUGCACGUUUGAGUGCUCGUCAUUAUUAAGCCUUAUUUAAAAUACUAAGGGUUUUAAAAAAAUUUAUGACGUUUAUAACAAGUGAUUACACAGCACAUUUUUUAUGAUGAUAAUUAAAGUGGGAUAUCGUCGCUGGUUAUAAAAAUACCCCGAAUACGGUUUUACCGCCAAACCCUAUAACGCAUAUUAUCCAUAAACAAGCAUACAAUACAGAACAAAGGUAGAAUUUGACACUUGCUGGGAUUUUGACACUUAAACACUAAGCCAUCACUGCCAGAUGUUAUUGCAGAGAAGCGAACAUCUGCAGUUAACACGUAACAUUUAUGAUUUGUGACGUUUUCAGACCAAACACUUCUUUUUAGCAAUAUUUCUACAUUGUUAAUAGCUGAUAGGUGAAAUAUAGCAAAUUAGAAAAACCGGAUUGAUGAGUCUAUGAUACACGCUACAACUCCCAAAAACCCAGCCGGUGCCAGAAGGAUUCCCCUGAAGAGAGAAGCCAGAAGUGAGCAAAAAUAGUGAAUGGAACACAGCCUAUGAUUUAGCCUCCUGUCGCGCCACGUCCAACACUGUGAUUCCCAAUGCAAUCCUUUAGAAUAUGAAAUUCCUUAUGCUGUACACCCUCUGCUAUUCUUCAUCCCUGGGAGUAGUGGGGCGAUAAGAGCCAGAACGUUUGUAACCGUUUGUAAACCAGACAGAUUUGUAACUCGGCCCUCCACAGUUCAGCGUCUUCUUUGUUCUAGUGCCCUUAAUGCAGUUUCACCCUAGAUCGAGGAAAAUGCUGAACUCUGGGACACGAGACUGGACCUUGAAAAGCCUCACAGAGAUUAUUUCAGCCUCGUUCGCGUGCAGGUGGUGAGGUGUGCCUCAGUACGAACCCCAGUUUCUAACUGUUUACAAUCCUUAAUGUAAUUGAAGAAGAAAAAGCCACUAGAAGACCCUGUCACUGUUCCUGCUGUUUUUACAAUCACUAAAAUUAACAUAGAUUUCUGUAGCCAAAAUAAAGAGCUUUUGCAAUGACCUCA